Messenger RNA from Zophobas morio, 3390 nucleotides. RefSeq names its product transcription factor RFX3 (gene Rfx). Gene Ontology annotation, molecular function: RNA polymerase II cis-regulatory region sequence-specific DNA binding; DNA-binding transcription factor activity, RNA polymerase II-specific. The record is from RefSeq and is a predicted model, not a curated record. The transcript has 11 exons. NCBI's taxonomy places the organism in Eukaryota, Metazoa, Arthropoda, Insecta, Coleoptera, Tenebrionidae. The coding region runs from base 720 to 2936 and encodes 738 amino acids. Gene Ontology annotation, biological process: regulation of transcription by RNA polymerase II.
CGAAAAUCGCGUCCUUGCGACUACCCCGUCCGCCGCCGACGCCGCCGACCGUUCCGCGACCACGAACCCCCAGCCUUCGGGAGUCCCGCUCCUGGCGUCCCGCGACCCCAAGGCUCCGUUUCGUUCGUCAUUUUGUUCGUUUUCGUGCGCGUUAUUGAUUGCAUUGCGCUGGACUGCCGUGAAGCGGGCUUAACCGCGCAGUUUCCUGCAUUACCGGCAAUGGCCGUAUCACUGCGUUAAAUAAUCAAUAACACAAAGUCGAGUGCGUUAAUAAUAAGCUGGUUGGAAAAAAUGGGCAGAGCGCCCGGUGCGGUACCUGGAGGUCGUCGCCGACGGCUCGCGGACAGCUGAAGACGGGGCCCCCGUUUCCGAAACUCGCCAGCUGUCAAAGCGGAGGAAUUCAUUUUCGUAUCCUUGGAGACUGCCUAGCAACCAUAGCUAGCAACCGAUACAACAACAUAGCAACAUAGGUAAAGCCGAAAGUGGUGAUAUUUUGGUGUUUUUGCCGUUUGCACGUGCACCGCCGCCGCCGCCGCCCCCGACGUCAUUAGCAACUUUAAAUUAGUUUCGACGAGUCAAAGGGCGCUCAAUUAGGGGGCAGUCGCCCGACUUUGAUGACGAAUUAACUUGGCAGGUGAUCGCAAAUUGGGCAUUCUUCUGUUGUAGAGAAAUGCAGUCGGAAGAGAGGGGGCAUCAGGAGUAGCCUUGGAAACGCAGCCAUGGCAACUACAGCUCGAUUUGCAGCAGGAGGCAGCAGCAGCCCUCCCACUCCCACUCCGGCCACUUCACCCCCGGCCCAAACUCAGGCUACCCAGCUAAUCGUGCUGCCUGCUAGUUUGCACCAGUCGACCGCAGGAGGGGCAAUUGUUAACGGGGUGCCGGUGAUAGACGUCUCAGCAUUGGAGCAAGCUGCUGAAUCGAGCAACGAGAGCACUGCCACAGCCGAACAACAAGGAGAGACGCACGAUUCGGAAAAUAUCGCACAGAGCUCACCGCACUUCAUCACAGUCACAGUUGCCGAAGGCGACACGGUGGCAUCGCAUCAGGGUUAUCACAUACAGUAUGUGGAGCCGGAGAUUUACGCCACACAGACGAACAGUGGGCAGGCACAAAUGGCGUAUCCGGUGUACACCGUAGGCGAGACAACGACCCUUUACUCAGCCGGCCAAGGCCAGUACUACGCUGCGACGAACGCAGGGGCGUCUGCGACUCCCGGAACCGUUGGUUAUAGUACGACUAGUGGUCACUACGUGGUGCAACAGGCCGUCGAUCCCGAUACGCUGAUAGCGUCUACGAGGAAUUCCCCACAAACCACAAACGCUGAACCGAGCUAUGUAGCUACUGCCACAGUGCAUGCUGCUCAGACAACGGGUCAGGUUUCCAACGAAGAUGUCGGAUCUGCAUUGGGACACGCCACCAGAGUGUCGCCAGCUACCGUUCAAUGGCUGCUAGAGAAUUACGAAACCGCCGAAGGGGUGUCUUUACCCCGUUCAACCCUCUACGCUCACUAUUUACGUCACUGUGCCGAAAACAAACUCGAACCGGUGAACGCGGCAUCUUUCGGCAAGCUUAUAAGGUCCGUGUUCUUGGGUUUGAGGACGCGGAGGCUGGGUACUAGAGGGAAUUCCAAGUACCACUAUUACGGUAUUCGGGUGAAACCUGGUUCGUCUUUGAUGAACAUGGACGAAUCCGGAAAUCGGGUGGUAUUGAAUACUUCGAACUCGUCAGGGAAAGCACAAGGAACGGUCCGGCCUUUCAAAAGAAGCACAGAUUCGUCAGACGCUUCAGUUUCCGUUACGGCUAUGACACAGCACGUUACUUAUCUAGGUGAUGGCAGCAACGCUAUCCCCAUGUUCCCCGACAUACACUUCACGGAGUCGUUGCCUGACGAUUGCGGUUACGAGGACGUCGAUACGUUAAAGUCUAUUUAUAGGGAACACUUAGAAGCCUUCUUAGAUGCCAUAUUAAGUUUAGAAUUUAGCACCGUCGAAUCAUUGUGGCGGGAGUUCUGGAGGUCGCAGUACAACAACAACGGCGACGAAUGCGAAGAAGAAAAAUACCUGUCAAAAUCAAAACUCUUCUGCCUAUGUUCUUUAGAGCCUGUCCAACAAUUCAUGAAGCAAGUCGAUCUAGUUUUUUACCAGAAUCUUAUCCAAGUCCUCGUACCUGACGUACUUAAACCCAUACCGGCCACUCUCACCCAGUCGAUACGCAACUUCGCGAAAAACUUGGAGAACUGGCUUACGAGCGCCAUGACCGGCGCUCCCGCGGGCAUGCUAACCGCGAAGUUAACCGCGGUAUCGGCGUUCAGCUCCAGUCUGCGCCGGUACACGUCCCUGAAUCACCUGGCCCAAGCUGCUCGAGCGGUCCUUCACAACAGCACCCAGAUCGCCCAGAUGCUGACCGAUCUGAAUCGGGUUGACUUUCACAGCGUCCGGGAACAGGCGUCUUGGGUGUGUCAGUGCGACAACGAGAUAGUGGCCCGGUUCGAAAACGACUUUAAACUGACACUGCAGCAGCAGAAUUCGCUGGAACAGUGGGCGUCGUGGCUGAAGAACGUCGUCAAGAGCGCGUUGAAGCCGUACGAGGGGAAACCCAGCUUUUCAAAGGCGGCGAGGCAGUUUUUGUUGAAGUGGAGUUUCUAUAGUUCGAUGGUGAUUCGGGAUUUGACUUUGCGGUCGGCUGCAAGUUUUGGGUCUUUUCAUUUGAUCAGGUUGUUGUACGACGAGUACAUGUUUUACUUGAUCGAGCAUCAGGUCGCCGAAGCUACGGGUGUUGUUCCUAUUGCUGUUAUUCUUGAAGGAAUCAAACAAGAUAUAAUGCAAAAUAGUUUGUCGAUCUAUGGCAACGAUGGCGUUUGCAAUGGGGGUGUGAGCGCGAAGCUGAGCUGCGUCAGCCCCUCAGAGCACCUGUCAAAAAGGGCUAAAAUUAGCUAGCUUUCGAACGGGACAAAGUUCAUCGUAACGUUUCAAUGAUGUUGUGUUAAUUUUUUAAAUACAUUGUUUUAUUUUGGUAAAUACGGGACCAUUAUUGUUUGUUUGAGUUAUUUUAAAAUUGGUUUGUCGGUUUUAUCAUGGAGCAGCAUUAAUUUAUCGAAAAAAGACGAAGUCAUGUAUUUAGGAUGUGUAAUUUAAUGUUCGAGUUGUGCAAUUGGUUAUUGAAGCAUGUAUAAGUGCCGUCAAAUUUGUGUGACAAUAGGUGUAUAUAUUAUUACUUAUAUAUGUACAUUGCCGCUAAAGGAAUUCUAUGAUAUAUAAGUCAUUGACGUCAUGAGUUGAUCAGACUGAUUUCGUUGGGAUUUUUUUGUUGUAUAUAUAUCGUGAAGUAGUGUGUUUAUUUAUUGUUUUAUUUUUUCAGAUGCCUGAAGAGUGUUAAUAUUUGUUGUUUUUU